Molecule: messenger RNA, 4463 nt
Organism: Ricinus communis (castor bean)
Lineage: Eukaryota; Viridiplantae; Streptophyta; Magnoliopsida; Malpighiales; Euphorbiaceae
Product: abscisic-aldehyde oxidase
Exons: 9
Coding region: 382-4287 (1301 amino acids)
Molecular function (GO): iron ion binding; FAD binding; 2 iron, 2 sulfur cluster binding
Source: RefSeq, a predicted model, not a curated record
AUGAAUAUUAGUUCUUUGUUCUUAAAAAGAAAAAACUAAAAAUAGAAAUAUAGAUACUUUUGCAAUUAUCUUUAAAAAAUAAAUAACCGGUAAAUUGUUUUCUUUAAUCUUAAAUAUAUGAUACUACAUGCAAAUAGUCCGGCAUAUAAUUGGCGUCCUGAGGAAGUAAACGGCAUCAGGACAUCCACCGAAAGAGAAAAAAAAAAAAACAGAAAAGAAAAAAAAAAACACAUCAGGACUUAUUCAAAGACACACGUUGAAUACUACUUGUUCCAAAGAGGCCAGGUGUUUAUUUAGAAGCGACAGUUUUUAGGAUCUAUUAGAAGCCCCUAUUAACUGCUUCCUACACCAUCUAAACUCAAAAAAUAACUAAAGACAGAUAUGGGAGAGGAAAGAUCAAAAGCAAAGGAAAAAUAUCAGCUGGUUUUCGCCAUUAAUGGCGUGAGGUUUGAGCUUUCCAGUGUCCAUCCUUCUACUACUUUGCUUCACUUCCUCCGUACUGACACCGCUUUCAAGAGUGUCAAGCUUAGUUGUGGUGAAGGUGGCUGUGGUGCCUGUGUUGUGCUGCUUUCCAAGUAUAAUCCAGUGCUCGACAAAGUUGAGGAUUUCACUGUAAGUUCUUGUCUGACACUGCUUUGCAGUAUAAAUGGAUGUUCAGUUAUAACAAGUGAUGGUCUUGGUAACAACAAAGAUGGGUUCCAUUCAAUUCAUCAAAGAUUUGCUGGAUUCCAUGCUUCCCAAUGUGGUUUCUGUACUCCUGGAAUGUGCGUGUCACUGUUUGGUGCACUUGUUAAUGCUGAAAAGACUGAUCAGUUCGAACCCUCUUCAAGAUUUUCCAAGCUGACAGUCAUUGAAGCUGAAAAAGCUAUUUCAGGAAAUCUUUGUCGUUGUACUGGAUAUCGACCUAUUGCUGAUGCUUGUAAAAGUUUUGCAUCUGAUGUUGAUAUGGAAGACUUGGGAUUCAACUCUUUCUGGAAGAAGGAAGAUUGUCAAGAAAUAAAGAUAAGCAAAUUGCCUGAUUAUAAUAGGAAGAUUUGUACUUUUCCUGAAUUCCUAAAAUCAGAGGUCACCAAAUCUUCCUGGUUUUUAGAUUCUGAAAGUUACUCUUGGUAUAAACCUGGUAGCAUUGAGGAGCUUCAAAGCCUAUUAGAAGCUACUGAUGCUAAUAAUGGAGUUCAAAUGAAACUGGUUGUUGGUAACACAAGUGUGAGUUACUAUAAAGAACUGGAACAAUAUGACAGAUACAUUGAUCUUUCAUGUAUUCCUGAGCUCUCAAUCAUUAGAAUGGAUCAGUCUGGUAUUGAAAUUGGAGCUACUGUGACUAUUUCUAAAGCUAUUGAAGCUUUGAAGGAAGAAAGUAAAGGUGAAUACAAAUCAGAUUAUAAGAUGGUGUUAAGAAAGAUUGCAGUUCACAUGGAAAAAAUUGCUACUCAAUUUGUUCGAAAUUUAAGUAGUGUGGGAGGAAAUUUGGUGAUGGCACAAAGGAAUAGUUUUCCUUCAGAUAUUGCUACUAUACUUGUUGCAGCUGGUUCAUUUGUUUGUAUAAUGACUGGUACCUUGCAUGAAAAGCUUACUUUGGAAGAGUUUUUGGGAAGGCCUCCUUUGGAUUUAAAAAGCGUACUUGUAAGUUUAAGAAUCCCUAAUUAUAGAUCAAACCAGAAUAUAUCUCCUAAAAAAGGUAGUAAAUUAUUAUUCGAAACAUAUCGAGCUGCUCCACGACCCCUUGGAAAUGCUUUGGCCUACAUGAAUGCAGCUUUCUUGGUUGAUGUUAUAUGGUCAUCGGGAACAUCUGGUGGUAUUGUGAUAAACAGUUGUCAGUUGGCUUUUGGUGCGUUUGGAACCAAACAUGCAAUUAGAGCAAAAGAAGUUGAGGAGUUUUUAACUGGGAAGAUGCUAUCUGAUGUUGUUCUUUAUGAAGCUAUUAAAUUAGUUAAAGCUACUAUUGUACCUGAAGAUGGGACUCUAUAUCCUACAUAUAGAUCAAGCCUUGCUGUCGCUUUUCUUUUUGAUUUUUUAAGUCCAUUAAUAGAAACCCUUUCUGAUGGUUGGUUGAAUGAACAUAUCAAUAUUUCAAUGUUUAAAGAUGCACAACUAAAACAGAACAAUGACUGGAUGGAUCCUGUUAAAUUCCCUACUUUACUAUCAUCAUCAAAGCAGGUAGUCCAAAUAAACAAGGAAUAUCAACCCAUUGGAGCCCCAAUUAUGAAAUCGGGAGCUGCUCUCCAAGCUUCUGGUGAAGUUGUUUAUGUGGAUGACAUUCCUUCUCCUCAAAAUUGUCUAUAUGGAUCAUUCAUUUAUAGCACAAAGCCUUUUGCAAGGAUUAAGCGCAUAGAACUUAAUUCUAAAUCAGACUCUGAAGGAGUUAUUGCACUUAUUUCUUUUAGAGACAUUCCAAAAGGUGGAGAGAACAUAGGUUCUAUUGGCAUGUAUGGUCAUGAACCUCUGUUUGCUGAUGAGCUUACUCGGCAUUCCGGGGAGCGUCUUGCUCUUGUGGUUGCAGAUACACAGAAACAUGCGGAUUUAACAUCAGAGCUUGCAGUGGUUGAUUAUGACUUUGAAAAUUUAGAACCUCCUAUCUUAACUACAGAAGAGGCUAUAAAAAGAUCAAGCUUUUUUGAAUUUGAGGUCCCCAAACAUGUUGGUGAUGUAUCAAAGGGAAUGGCUGAAGCUGAUUAUAAAAUCAUCUCUAUUGAGAUAACACUUGAUUCUCAAUACUUUUACUAUAUGGAGAAUCAAACCGCCCUUGCUGUGCCAGAUGAAGACAACUGUGUAGUGGUUUAUGCUUCAAUUCAAUACCCUCAAUAUGCACAUACUGUGAUCGCAAGAUGUCUUGGUGUUCCUGAAAAUAAUGUACGUGUGGUUACAAGAAGGCUUGGAGGUAGCUUUGGUGGAAAAGCCACAAAAGCCAUGCCUGUUGCCACAGCAUGUGCACUUGCAGCACACAAGUUACAACGACCUGUUAGGAUGUAUCUCAAUCGUAAGAAUGAUAUGAAAAUGGCAGGAGGAAGACAUCCUAUGAAAGUGACUUACAGUGUAGGGUUCAAAAUGAAUGGGAAGAUUACAGCCUUACAACUUGAUAUAUCAAUCCUUGCAGGCAUAUAUCCAGAUUGGAGUCCGCGGAUUCCAAUACUCCUUAUUGGUGCUCUGAAAAAGUAUAACUGGGGUGCUUUAUCUUUUGAUAUAAAAGUGUGCAAAACAAACCAUCUAAGUAGAACAGCAAUGCGUGCCCCUGGACAGGUGCAAGCCACAUUUAUUGCAGAAGCUGUAAUGGAACAUGUGGCGUCUUUUCUUUCUAUGGAUACAGAUGUUGUAAGAGCCAUAAAUCUCCACACAUAUGAAAGCCUUAACUUAUUCUAUGGUCAUACUGCUGGAAACCCUAUGGAAUACACUUUGAUUUCAAUAUGGGAUAAGUUAGCAACAUCUUCAAAUUUAAACCAAAGGAUUAAAAUGGUAAAAAAGUUUAAUAGGUGUAAUGUGUGGAAGAAAAGGGGUAUUUCUCGAAUACCAGUUAUACAUGAAGUGAUGCUGAGACCAAUUCCAGGAAAAGUAGGCAUUCUUAAUGAUGGUUCUAUUGUUGUUGAAGUUGGGGGUAUAGAGAUGGGCCAAGGGCUCUGGACAAAGGUUAAACAGAUGGUUGUGUUUGCUCUUAGUCCAAUCAAAUGCAAUGGAGCUGGAGACCUCUUGGAUAAAGUACGAGUCGUACAAUAUGAUAGCUUAAGUUUAAUUCAAAGUGGAAUUACUGCUGGCAGUACUACAUCUGAGUCAAGUUGUGAAGCAGUUAGAAUUUGCUGUAAAACCUUAGUUGAGAGACUCCAACCUCUAAAAGAAAGGUUGCAAAUGCAAUUGAGUUCUAUAACUUGGGAGAUACUUAUCAACCAGGCUUAUUUGGAAGCUAUGAAUUUGUCCGCAAGUACUUUGUUUGUCACUGAUGUUGCUUUUAAGCAAUACUUAAAUUAUGGUGCUGCAGUUAGUGAGGUGGAGGUAGACCUUUUAACAGGAGAAACAAUAAUUUUGAGAUCAGAUAUUAUAUAUGAUUGUGGGCAAAGUCUCAACCCUGCUGUGGAUCUUGGACAGAUUGAAGGAGCUUUUGUUCAAGGAAUUGGGUUUUUCAUGCUUGAAGAAUACACGACGGACUCAAAUGGAUUGGUGGUUCAGGAUGGCACAUGGAAUUACAAGAUCCCUACCAUAGACACCAUCCCAAAACACUUCAAUGUUGAAAUACUUAACAGUGGACAUCACCAAAACCAUAUUCUCUCUUCAAAAGGUAUAUUCUUUUUGUACCCAUAAACUUGUGAAAAGCUAUAAUAAUCUCCUCCAUGCAUGUAUUACCUAAGUUUUAUUUCAUAAUCAGCCUUUUAUUUAAGUUUUUGGCUGGAUAAAAAUUAUCAUUUUUAAUUAUUGAUUGCUACCUUAAUUUAUCAGAAUAAAAGGGAUAAUUAGUUAACUACUAGCUUUAGUUAGGC